Molecule: messenger RNA, 1515 nt
Organism: Amoebophrya sp. A120
Lineage: Eukaryota; Dinophyceae; Syndiniales; Amoebophryaceae
Source: the annotation of a GenBank genome assembly
CCUGAAGAAAAGGACUUCAUCGAAACCUGUUGCGCCAAUCGCAACCUGCUCUUGGACCAUCUUCCGCCGUUUCUCGGGAAUCAGAUCGCAACUCUCGCGGAAUUUUUGUUUCUCGGAUACCAAACAGGACGAAUUAUUGUUAUACCUUCGCAGUGGGAAGCUCUCUACGGCGAGACAGUCCGUAAGCUCCAGGACUACAUUGCAGAUUGGUCUUUGUUCAACCUCGCGAAGGACCGGUAUGAGUGGAAUAGGACUGCGACUAUCUCAACAUCAUCAUCAAACGUGGAAGAUGCGUAUGUCAAACCAGUUCACCCGUUGAGGGUGGAAUGGCGAACAGAGUUUGACGUUGCCGAAGUCCUACCAAGGAGAACAUCGACCGACUCCGAGCAGAAAUCCAAGAUUCCGGUGUUAGACUUCACAGGGGGACAGUUGCGCGACGGUCCGAUGCGAUGGACGGUGGAUCCGAAAAUCACGAAGGCGCAAGCGCUGUUUGCAAGUGUUUUCCGCGGCAGAUCUGACUUCUAUCGCACUGCUACAGGAGAAGCUGCGGGUGGUACGGAGCUGCAACUAGAGGCUGGAGCAACCUCCGUGCGUUACACCAUCAAUGACGGAACUGGUUCUGUCGCACCGGUGUACGGGGAUGCUCUCGAACUGGAAAGCGUGUCGGAGGACGAUAUCGUGGCGAAAAGUCUACAACCGGGCGAAGUUAGACAAGCACUGCCUCCCAGUGAUGUGUUGCCUCACGAAUUUUCGCAGUUUCCGUGCAUACAGAAAGACCUUUUUCAUUCAUCUUCUCUUGUUAACCAAGGCAGCCAGCUUCCUGUUUCCGCUCGCAAUGAGACGACGCACACCUUUUACCAGUACAAGCGUGCGUGCUUCUUGGAAUUUCUCAAGUCCAAAGCCGUGCAGGCCGAUCCAGUCGUGGUGCUGCGCCAGACGUGGCACGCUUUUCACGGGUUCUGGGAGCCAGAGGACGUCGGAGCAAGUAGUGAUUCCGGAAGUAGGAAGAAGGCAGGAGAUCCGGACGAUCUGGACGAAAUUCCAAGCCCUUUGGCCACCGAGGUGUUCGCGUCUGUCUUUGAAGGCACGGCCGAACAGCAGGGAAGAUCGUCCAGUUCUUUGAAGCACGACGACAAGCACAGCAUCCACAAAUUGCGGCAGCCGCUCGAGCGCGAUGAAAACGACCCACUGAAUUUGGAAAGCCGGCCUGAGCCAAUCAUCGGAACACAGUUUCUCGACGCGUUCUUUGCUUUUUUCCACCGAGAAACGCUGGAAAAGCUUUUCGUCCGUCCCUACAUACUUGCCGCCGAAGAGCGGAGAAGGAAGGAAGAGAGAGAACGGACGGAGCGACUAAAUGCCAUGUACGAUCUUCCUCCAGCGGCCACACAGUACAAGUGCGGGCUCACGGUGAACGCGGACGAGACGACCAUGGGGUGGCAUGGUUGUCAGUUGGAAAGUGCGGCGGGGAACAGAAGUGGCGGAAGCGGCAGGUUUUCUUCGACUCAAGCGCAAGCG